GUUGUUCCGUUCGGUCGUGUCUGGCUUCUGAGGGCGACCAAGUUAGUUUGAAAUUCCGGUCAGUCGCCGCGGAGUGUUACGUAUUUGAAUCUAUUUGCUCAGGGGGAUCGAGUGAAACGGCAGGUGAAGAUUUCCCACACAGAAAAUUAAGCUCGAAUCGUGGAAAAAAAGUGUUCAACGUGGGUAUGUGUGCUGAUCGGAAAGUGAAAAGCCUCGAAAUGUGUGCCAACUACUGGGGCUUAGUGGUUAUCCUCAUGCUGUGCGGCUUUGCGGCCGAUGCCCAGGGGGGUUCCUGCCGGGAGUCCUCCCUCUGCUGCAAUGGCCGCGAUUCGUCCUGCGUGGUGCAAAAAGCGCCUCUGAAUGCGAUUAUCGAGGAUUUAAAUGAUAAGCCCUGUUACUGUGAUCAUGCCUGUCUGCGGCUCGGCGACUGUUGCGAGGACUUCAAGUCCCACUGUGGGGUGAUCGAUUGCGUCGUGAGCGAGUGGGGCCCAUGGAGCGAGUGUGACACCCACUGCGGAACCGGCAUGAUGUCACGGACCAGGAUAAUUGAACAGAAACCGCAAAAUGGCGGCAAACACUGCCCCUCGUUGGUGCAAAAACGGGGCUGCCAAGGACUCAAAUGCCAUAACCAUCACGAUCGGAAGGUGCUUCGCGAAACUGCCCUGCUGCUGCCAGCGGAUCUGUCCAAGAGCCGACACGAGAACGACACCAGUGACAUCCGCCGCAACUUGAGAUUGCGAUACAAAAACGCUUUCAAACACAACCGAGGAAACGAGUACUGCAUAGAGUUUGAAGUAAUUAAAGCAACCAAGGCCUGUCACCGGGACAAAACCUACAACUCCCUGGCCGAGGGCGACCGGGUGAUUGUACGCUGCGAGCUGGAGGCCCUGCACGAGGACAAGUCCAUGGUGGAUACGAUGGUAGCGGAGAUCUCGAACAACUCAAUCCUGGACGACGAGGACGACGAACGCCAGCAGCAGGAGCGAAAGCCAAAAUUCCGAUGUCGCGGGGAGGGCCUAACCGGACGCAGCACCCGGUUCUCCAGCUUGGCAUUGCCCUCCUGCCGAGGCAAGUGGAUGCGCGUGGCGGCCAAACAGCUGAAAAAAUGCUCCAACAUCGAGGCACAGUUCAUUUUCGUCUAGAUGUGGCCGUCGUCGCUGCUGCUGCUUGCACCCCACAACCCAUCACCGAACGAUCGGUUUGAGCUGGGAGGCGAAUCCUUUCGGCAAAUGAGAAAAGAGUAAAAACGCGGAGCCACGUGAAAGUGACACCAUAAAUGUGUGUAUCAUCGACAAUAUUCAGCUAUUGGGAGGGACAGUUUGGAGAAAGGAGAAAAAAAAUCCUAGAACUCAAUAAAGUCACUCGGUAUAAUAAAAACUCUCGAGAAAAGUGAAUUAAAAAAGCGCAGGAAGAAUUCUCGUCACACGAUAUGAGCACGAAAAGGCGACGGGAACUUGUUAGUUUUAGAACAGGUGACAGUGACAUUUACUGUCACAAGUUUUUAAAUCUUAUCUUGAUAGAGAAGAACAUGAAAAACUUAUCGAGAGAUUUUAUAUUUUAAGAUAGACAUAAGUAGAUAAAAAUCUUGAAAAAGCAGGACAGUGGAGAAUGAUCCGAGCUUGACUCGGUUGAUGAAAGUAAUAUCAAUCACUAUUUAUUCAUCACACGAAAUUAAUUAAGUGAAAAGUACGGCAAAAUACUCGAAUUAUAUAUGAAUUUAGAGAAACUUGGUUUUAGCGCAUCAUUCGCCCAGAAGUAUUUCGAUUAAACUGUUCUCAAUAUUAUAUUACUUCCCUUUUUUACAAUACGUAAAUCCAAUCUAAUUUAACGAUUUAAUCCAUUUAUCAUCUGUGGAACAUCCAGAGCCUAUAGAAGAGUGCCAUAUCGAACGAAUCAAACAUGCAUCAUUUAUUUAGCAAACCAAUUAGUUCUAAAACAUGUUUCUACUUAAAUCUUGAAAAGAUGGGAUAGUAAAAUGAUUGCAACGAGGAGUAAUCAGUAAAUAUCAUUAGGUUUACUUUUGUGGUUUAGUAUAAAAGUGUAAAAUAAUGUUAAAUACAAAUCUUAAGCUAAA
Molecule: messenger RNA, 2074 nt
Organism: Armigeres subalbatus
Lineage: Eukaryota; Metazoa; Arthropoda; Insecta; Diptera; Culicidae
Product: somatomedin-B and thrombospondin type-1 domain-containing protein-like
Exons: 5
Coding region: 186-1142 (318 amino acids)
Source: RefSeq, a predicted model, not a curated record